AUGUCAAAAGCCAAAACGCAGCAACCGGCCGUCAUUCACAAGGUUAUAAUGGUGGGUAGUGGUGGUGUUGGCAAAUCUGCAUUGACUCUUCAGUUCAUGUAUGAUGAGUUUGUGGAAGAUUAUGAACCAACAAAAGCAGACUCAUACCGUAAGAAAGUUGUCCUGGAUGGAGAGGAAGUACAGAUAGAUAUUCUAGACACUGCCGGACAGGAAGACUAUGCAGCCAUUCGGGACAAUUAUUUCCGCAGUGGGGAGGGCUUCUUAUGUGUAUUCUCCAUCAAAGAACAGGAGUCAUUUCAAGCAACACAAGAUUUCAGGGAACAGAUUCUGCGAGUGAAAAAUGAUGAGAACAUUCCAUUUUUGCUGGUGGGAAACAUGGUGGAUUUAGCAGAACAGAGGCAGGUCAGCGUGGAAGAGGCAACCAAGCGAGCUCAAGAAUGGAAAGUCAACUAUGUAGAGACCUCUGCCAAAACCAGGGCCAAUGUGGAUAAAGUAAGUACUUUCUUGUUAGCUUCCUUUGUAUGUGUUUGUCUGUUGAUUGCACUUCCUUUGUAUGUGUUUGUCUGUUGA
This is a messenger RNA of Candidula unifasciata, 570 nucleotides long. NCBI's taxonomy places the organism in Eukaryota, Metazoa, Mollusca, Gastropoda, Stylommatophora, Geomitridae. The record is from the annotation of a GenBank genome assembly.